Molecule: messenger RNA, 1962 nt
Organism: Candidozyma auris
Lineage: Eukaryota; Fungi; Ascomycota; Pichiomycetes; Serinales; Metschnikowiaceae
Gene: KNS1
Product: serine/threonine protein kinase KNS1
Exons: 1
Coding region: 1-1962 (653 amino acids)
Biological process (GO): protein phosphorylation
Cellular component (GO): nucleus
Molecular function (GO): ATP binding; protein kinase activity
Source: RefSeq, a predicted model, not a curated record
AUGAUCUCCAAUAGAAAAAGACCCAGAGGUUUCAGUGCAACGUUUGAUUCGUCUUCUCGAAAAGCUGCGGCGGCAGAAGGCGUCCCCAAUGCCUCCACGACUCAACAGACCAAAAGUUUUGGAAAUGUGGGUCCUCUGUCUGUAUCAACAUUUAACGAGUCGCCGAAUUUAAACCUCAAUAUCAACUUGAACUCGGAGCCUUCGCUGAAUAAUCACACUUUGAAUUUCGAGAAGGGUGGUCCCUUCAGCGACAAGGGGUCCAUUGGCACCGCUGUGCUCGAGCAAGAUGAGGAUUUGUACGGAGAAGAAGAUGACGCUUUUGAUGUGAAUGACGAAGUGGUGUUUCUUGAAGAACGUAAAAUUCAACCCAACUUUGCUCAGCGCCGACAGCACAGAAAUAACUCUGAUUCCAUGCUCUUAAUGGACUACGAUGCUCAGGCCGCCUAUAAUAUGUUCAACGUUCACCGGCAGCCCAAUGAAAUGGACAAGGCGCUUUCUGAAUUUGAGAUUGCCCGUUACCCUUGGAAGAAGCAACGUACAAGCUCUUUGCCCCAGCUACCCCAGGCAAAGUGCUUUUAUCAGAAAUUGCCUAGCAACUACAUUCUCCAGCAUCCCAAAGUUGGCAAUGUCAAGACAAAUAUCAUCCCUCAUAAGACGAACCUACCUCCUUGCGAUGACGAAGAUGGCCACUACAUUGUUCGCGAGAAUGAUGUCUUUGCAAACAGAUUCAUCAUCCAGAAGUUGGUAGGUCAAGGUACUUUUGGUAAAGUGGUGGCAUGCUAUGAUAAGGUCAACCGUGACACUGUGGCAAUCAAGAUUAUUAGAAAUAUACCUAAAUACAGAGAUGCCGCAAAGAUCGAGUUGAGAAUCCUCACCACCUUGAAAAAGUUUGACAACGAUAACAAAAAUCAUUGCAUCCAUCUUCGAGAGUGCUUUGACUAUCGUGGACACAUUUGCAUCGUCACUGACUUGUUGAAGAUCUCGCUAUACGAUUUUAUGGAGAACAACAAGUUUAAGCCGUACCCUGGAUCGCACAUUCAAGCCAUUUCAAAACAACUCAUUAGAUCAGUGACAUUCUUCCACGAUCUCAAUCUAAUACAUACAGACCUCAAGCCUGAAAAUAUUUUGUUGCAUGACGACUCAUAUCUGAGAAAGCAGCUCAAGAGUUCCACGAUUAUUUCAGCCUACUUCAAUCUAAAUUCAGGCAGCGAGAAACGUCGUCUUGACAAGCCACCAAAAUUUCUGAGGGUACUUAAUAACCCACUCAUCCAAAUCAUUGAUUUCGGUUCAGCGAUCUUUGAUGAUGAGUACCAUUCAUCGAUUGUUUCUACGCGACAUUAUCGAGCGCCAGAGAUUGUUCUUGGUGUUGGCUGGUCGUUUCCAUGCGAUGUAUGGUCUGUAGGGUGUAUACUCGUUGAGUUGGUUAUCGGAGAGCCUGUUUUUAGGACUCACGAUAACCUCGAGCACCUCGCAAUGAUUGAGAAAAUUUGCGGGACAAAGAUCAGCAAGGAAAUGGUGAGGUAUUCGAAGCAAAAGGAGAAUGAGUGCGGGUUGAAGUAUUUCACCAACGACUACAGUCGACCAUUUGGAGAUCAAGGCAGCGAGGACGACGAUGACGAUGUGAUUAUAGAUGACGAGUCGACCGAGGACAAUUCAUUGUCGUUGAUUUUCCCCACGCCUACUACGCCCGAAAAGUUUAUCAAGAAUGUCAAUCUGCUUUCGCGGAUCGACUUAUUCAUUAGCCAGCGAAUCGGGUUGAACAUUGACUUUGACUACUCGUUGGGGGACAACUUCCAAAAUAACUGGCAUUUGAUAAACUUUGGCAACUUCACGUUCUGGUGGUUUUUCAUUGACUUGUUGAGAAAGAUAUUUGUCAUUGAUCCAAACGAGAGGAUUACAGCGCUUGAAGCGCUUGAGCAUCCAUGGUUCAACUUGGGAAUCGAGGAUGAAGGCACCGUUUAG